CAGACACUGGCAUACAGACCAUAACUGUUAUCAGACAAGCAGAUACGGUACUAUGGAAGGAGGUCAAACCCGUGCUGUUGCACCAUCCUACUGUGGGUGGUCAAUUUUCAACACUUUUUGCUGCUGUCUGCCUCUGGGGAUUGCUGCCAUCAUCUUUUCCCACAAGGUAAAUGCCGCUAAUGAACAUGGAGACACGGUUUCAGCUGCAGACGCAUCAAGCACGGCCAAGACUCUAAACAUCAUGGCAUCCAUCUGUGGAAUCAUUUUCCUUGCCAUUUUCCUCUAUUACGAAUUCAGUGGCCAACCCAAACACUGAGUGGUCCAGUUUUUGCCAGAAGAGGAACUGGAAUUUCAGCAAUAUUUCCUUUCUCCACAUCGAAAAGAAAAAUGCUAAAACAUCUGGACAAUGCUAGGUCACAAUAUUGGGCUUCUUGAAAUCGCUGUUAAAGGACCUUUGAAUACAAAUACCUUUUGAUAAUCUGUCUCAGAAAUAUGUGUGCAUGUUAAUGAAAAAUUAACUCACUCUGGUUUACUCUUUUAGCUUUUUCCUGGGAUUCAAGAAAUAAUGAGCACAUAAAAUGUAUGUGGGGAUCAAAGAUGAGGGGCAAACAAAUAUCAAAUGAAUUUUAUUGUCACAUAUAUUUCAAUAAAAGAGUUUUGAAAACCUA
Molecule: messenger RNA, 668 nt
Organism: Menidia menidia (Atlantic silverside)
Lineage: Eukaryota; Metazoa; Chordata; Actinopteri; Atheriniformes; Atherinopsidae
Source: the annotation of a GenBank genome assembly